AUGGACACAUUGAAGCUCUCAAUCAGGAGAAGAGAAGGUCGUGGGGAGGAAUCUUCCUGGAAGAAAACCGAGAGAAACUUUGACGAGGAGAUAGCAGAGCUCCACACAAAGAAGCGGCCUCUGGUCACAGAGAAAGAGAGGGAAGAGGAGGAGGAACGAAGGAAAGCAGAGUACAAGAACGAAAAUGACCGUUUGAAGAAAAGAGUUGAUCAAGUAGAGACAGAAAAUGCAAAAGUGCUCUCUGAGAAUGCUAGGCUCAAGAGGUACAUUGAAGAACUGGAGAAGGAGAAAGCUGUGGCUGCAACAGAAAAGCUGACACUUCAAGAGAAGCUUGCAGAAUUGAAGCAGAUCGUCCAAACACAUUUGCAGAAAACCAGUAGCCCGGAAGGAAGGGAAAUGAUCACAAGCAGCAAAGAAAUCUAA
Geodia barretti is the source of this 423-nucleotide messenger RNA. NCBI's taxonomy places the organism in Eukaryota, Metazoa, Porifera, Demospongiae, Tetractinellida, Geodiidae. The record is from the annotation of a GenBank genome assembly.